Messenger RNA from Elaeis guineensis (African oil palm), 4338 nucleotides. Its product is annotated as disease resistance protein RGA2. Lineage: Eukaryota; Viridiplantae; Streptophyta; Magnoliopsida; Arecales; Arecaceae. Gene Ontology annotation, molecular function: ADP binding. The record is from RefSeq and is a predicted model, not a curated record.
AUGCACUUCUCCUCACUGGUUGUCUUAGAGGAACAAAUGAUUUCGGAGGGUAUGUCCAAAUCAAUUCUGUCCCCGAUUCUAAAAUCCGCUGCAAAACAGGCAGCCGCACUCCUGGUAGAAGAAAUCAAAUUGCAAUUGAAUGUCAAGGCUGAAAUUGAGAACCUGAAAGAGAGACUGAUACUGAUCCAAGCCUUCCUUGAUGAUGCGGAGCUGAAGCAACAACAAAAUAAAAAAAUUAAGGUUUGGGUUGGAAAUCUCCAGGACAUUGCUUACGAUGCGGAGGACGUGCUCGACGAAGUGGCAACGGAGGCUUCACGAAUGAAGCUGAUGGGAUCUCGGAUGGAUUGGAUCGGGCAAGUAAGCGAUUUCUUCCUGUCCUGCUUCACCUGCUCAAUUAUAAGUUCGUGCCUGUUUCACCGCGGGACAGCUAUUAGAAUAAAGAAGAUCGGAGAGAAGUUGGAUGAGAUUGAAAAGCGUGGGAUAGGCCUGGGAAUCCAACAAUCCAUGGUCUGUGGGAGCCCGUCUGACGACACAAGGCCAUACAGAGAGACGAGUUCCUCAGUUGAGUUGGGUGUGGUUGGCCGAACCACAGAGAUAGAGAAGCUAGUGAAUUUGUUAUUGUCACCAGGUUCUGGUGAUGCCACAGCGUCAGAAACCGUUUCCCCAAUUUUUUCUGCUAUUUCUAUAGCAGGGAUGGGUGGGCUGGGGAAGACGACUCUAGCCCAGGUCGUCUUUAAUCAUCAAGAGGUAACCGGGCAUUUCGAGAGGAGGAUCUGGGCGCAUGUGUCUCAUAGAUUGGAUGAGAUCAGGCUUCUCGGAGACAUGAUAGAGUCCGUGGCUGGCUUUAGACCAUACCUGAAAACCUUGGAUUCACUGCAGAGCAGACUUGCACAGGAGCUCAACAACAAGAGAUCCUUGAUCGUGUUGGAUGAUGUAUGGGAUGAGCAGCAGCGCCUGUGGCAAGUCCUCUUCCAGCCACUGAAUUGUGGACUGCGAGGAAGCAAAGUUAUCAUGACCACAAGAAACCGGAGUGCUUUAUCGGAGAAUGUCCCCACUACCCAGAUCAUAUUGGAACCCAUGUCUGACAAGGAGUGCUGGUCUAUCUUCCGAAAGAUUGCUUUUGCUGGGGCCUCGCCCAGCGAUUGCAAUCCCCUGGAGAAGAUCGGCAAGGAGAUAGCCAAUAAGGCUCAGGGCAUGCCACUGGCAGCAAAGGCUCUGGGAGACACUGCAAGGUCUUUUGGAUUAUCAAACCGACGCCGCUGGAGCAAUUUGUCGGAGACUGAAAUAUCACAACUGCGGGAAGAGAAUGGAGUAAACGUUAUUUCUGUUUUAAGACUGAGCUAUGAGCAACUGGAUGCUCCCCUUAAGCAGUGCUUUGCCUACUGUGCUGUCUUUCCCAAAGGCUAUGUCUUCGAUAAAACUAGGCUGAUUAAAAUCUGGAUGGCUCUUGGUUUUAUCAAAGUCCAAGGAACAGAAAGAAUGGAGGAUAUUGGGAGUGAUUACUUCGAGGCUUUGCUGAGCAGAUCAUUUUUUCAAAGUUCACAGAGAGGUGGUUUCAUGAUGCACGACUCGAUGCACGACUUAGCACAGAGUGUUUCAAGGGACGAGUACUUCAGUCUGAAAGAUCGCAGCUCCUUACCUUUUCCUCGCAAUGUUCGGCACCUCUCCUUGUCUACUGUUAGUCCAGAACUCCUUCGCUACCUACAUCGGCUUCCUAAAUUGCGGUCGCUCAUCUUCUUAAACCCAGACGAGUCCCUUUCUGUUCAUGAUCUUCAAAAAUUAUUCAAAAUGUUGAGAAAUCUUCGUGUUCUGGAUCUUAGUCGGAUCGCAAAGCCCUCAGAUUCUGCUCAUGGCUUCUGGUCCUGCAUUUUCCCAAGUCAUCUGUGUGGGAUUUGUUCCAAUAAUUUUCCCGACUCUAUCUGUUCCUUGAGCCAUCUCAGAUACCUGCAUAUCUUUGCUCAUAACAUUGUAAGAUUGCCUGAAUCGUUAAGCAAACUCCACAACCUGCAAAACUUGAGGCUAGAAGAUUCCUGGAAACUCCACACAUUGCCGAAUGGGGUAACCAACCUGAUUAAUCUGAGGCACCUUGAGGUUGAUGGGGGGGACAAGGUUUACGAGAUUGCUGGUAUCGGAAAAUUAACAUCACUUCAGAAACUGAAGAAGUUCAGGAUCAGCGGGGAGACCGGACGGGAAAUCGGACAACUGAAGGAUUUGAAUGAGCUUCAAGGAAAGCUUUCCAUAUCGGGGCUAGAGAAUGUGGCUUCUGGAAAUGAGGCAGGGGAGGUUAAGCUUCAUGAGAAGCACUACAUUGAUGGGCUGAAUUUGGAAUGGUGUAGCAGGAGACUUGAUAUGAUUGAGUCUAAACUCGAUGAAGAAAUUCUUGAAGGCCUCAGACCACCUACUGACCUCAAGGAGUUGACCAUCAAGAACUACGGAGGCGUCAGAUCUCCUCAGUGGAUGCUGGAUCAGUCCCUUGUUAGCCUACGUUUUGUUCGCCUAGAUGGAUGCCGAAACUGGGAGGUCCUGCCACCUCUUGGACAGUUGCAAUCGCUUGAGGUGCUGGAAAUGGAAACAAUGGAUGGAGGACAUAAAUCUGGCAAUUUCCAAUUCUACGGAGAUGAAGUUUACAGUGGGACCCUAUUCCCUAGACUCAAGAGACUCCGGAUCUGGAGUAGCCAGGUGAUGUCUCAAUUUCCUCCCCUUCCGUUUACACUAGCACAAGUGAGCAUAGAUACUCUAACAAUUACUAUCAAGUUGGAUUUAUCCGAUAGAAGCAAUACGACCGUAUCACCAUCUUCUAAUAGUUUAAAGGUGUCAUACUGUACCCAAGAAACCAUAAAUCAGGUGCGGGAAAAGCUGAUUCCUUAUCAUCUCUGCGCUCUCAACGAGCUAACAAUCAGCAAUUGUCCACGGAUGUUUUCUUUGCCAACAGAUACUUUCCGACACCUCGUCAACCUCAGAAAGCUAACAGUAAUUAGUUGCCAAAAUCUGAAGCAAUUGCCUGUCCUCCCUCCUACGCUGGUAGAGUUGAAGCUAUCUGAAGUGGGAUUAUCGAUUCUUCCAGAUAUAUCGGAAUACCCUACUAAUGGGCUGACAAGCAGCACUGAUAUAUCAUCAUCAGCAGCAGCAGCAGCAACAUCUCUUUCUAUCUUGGAGAUAUCCGGCUGUCCAUACCUGAAAUCCUUGGACAAGGGCCUCCUCACCAAAAAUCUGAAGGCACUUAAGAAAUUGAUCAUCCAUGGCUGCGACGAUCUUGAAUCUUUAUCCAGGGAGGGGUUCCAAGGCCUUAUAUCUCUCCUAUACUUGGAUAUAUCAGACUGCCCCAAGCUGAGGCAGCUGCCACCACUACCUUUGGUGCUUAAAUACCUCGGUUUAAGUAACGUAGGCUUGCUAGCCCUCCCGAAAUUCUGGGCUUUCGGUGAGGCCAGAAGCUCAUCUUCAUUAUCACCAUCAUCAUCGUCAGGGCCAUCCCUUGCUAAGUUGGACAUAUCCGACUGUCAUGAACUAACAUCAUUGUGCCAAGGAUUACUGGGACAAGAUCUCAGGUCUCUUGAGGAGAUGUUGAUUUGCCGCUGUAGUAGACUUGUGUCUUUGCCGGGCUUUCGAGGCUUCAGCUCUCUUAAAUUACUGACAGUGGCUCACUGCUCCAAUCUUGUGUCGCUGCCAUGGGACACGCUUCCAGUCUCUUUGAAAGUGCUAGAAAUUGGCGAUUGCCCACUCUUGAUGGAUCAAUACCAGCAGGAGGGAUGUGCCAACUGGCCCAACAUCUCUUCUCCCCAAAUCAGAGAAUUCAAUGGCAGAUGGCGGAGAGAAAAACGAUCAUUAAGAACAGUUGUAGAGAUUGUUAUCCAAAAACAUAAAGAAGCAAGGAAGUCACAAUCAUGGAAGAAUCGUAUCCUGGGAAAAAUACUUCGAGAUACCUUUGGAUCAGCUUGUGCAAGCCACCAGAACAGGGGGUGAAAGUGGGAAUUAGAAGGUAGAGCCAGAGGGAUCCAGCCUGAAAUGCUUCCCUGUUUGGUAGGAGAUCCAAUUCUUGACAGACGGAUUGCUGGCAACAGAUUUCUACAGUUCAUUCAAUCAUGACUCUGCAUUUGCACUAUUAAACGAAUUUGCUCGUCACUUGCAAUAAGCAGCCUUGCAUACAUUUAUUGCUGUGAGCAAUUGGAUGGUCUUCUAAUGCGAAAGAUUUUUGUUGCUUCACUAGCUUGCUGUAGUUUAUGGGGGCAAAUGAUACACUUAUUUUCUUAUAAUUAAUUAUUUGUUAUUAUUGUAUCUUUUCUCACCAUUUACACUUAUUCUUUGAGAGCAAUGCAUUUGAUUUGGAAUAGUGAAAGCCAA